AUGAAGACAGGCAAGCUGCCAAAGCGCUUCUUGACCCGGCGAGACAAGGCCAGCCAUCGUCGAGGUAAAUCGGCAGAUGCGGCGCACAAGGUGAGAGAUCUCCCGGGCCACUACAGCCUACCUCCGGGUCUACACUGUAUGGCCAGUGGAGCAGAGAUGAGAGAGAGGCUGACAGCGCACCUCCCUGGACAGCACCGCUCCAACUUCUUCGCGCUGUUCAAGCCUGCCUCGAAACAAACCGACAAAGACGAAGAGAAAGACCAGGAUGAACCUGCAAAGGUCCAGGAGGUCAGCAAGAGGCUGGCCGCCCUGGAGAUUACCAAUUUUGACGACGACAAUGUCCUCUACGCCCUCCACUCCAAAUUCGCCGCCGGCGAUGUCGACAAGGCCGUCGAGCUCAUGCUCUUACAGAAGAAGUCAUUCGCGGGCAACGUCAUUCCGUACAACCCCAAUGUUGCCAUGCUGGGCGCCGAGAACCGCGAGAUGGUCACCUGCUAUCUCGACGCUCUGCUGUUUGCCAUGUUCGCCAAGCUCGAGGCGUUCGAAUGCAUGCUGAAGUCAGACCUGGAUGAGCCUCAGAGAAGAUUGGCUAUGCUUCUGCGACUCUGGGUGAACCUUCUGCGGAGUGGAAAGCUCAUUCAGACGGACAUGACCGAGUUGAUACAGGAAGCACUGGCUGAAUGCGGCUGGUCUGAUGCUCUGCGCCUGGAACAGCAGGAUACAUCCGAGGCUUUCGCCUUCAUUACCGAGACGUUGCAGCUACCUCUGCUUUCGCUUCAGGUCGACCUGUUCCACCAGGGCAAGAACGACGAGGCGGACCACAAGGUUGUGUACGAGCGGUUGCUGAACCUUGCCGUCCCCCCGGACGCUGAUGGCAAGGGUAUCAAGCUCGAGGAUUGCUUAGAGGAAUAUUUCAACUCUCAAGUUGACGUUCACCGAGAUAGCUUCGACGACAGUAAAGGUAACAGGCGGGCUACUCUGACACCAACUCCCCGAAGUCCCAAUGCUCCGGAAACGCCCUCCACCCCGAAAGGCACCAUCAGACUCGUUUCUGAUGACAGCGACGAGGGCCCUGCCUCUUCACCAAAACUGGGUGAGCACGACGAGCAGCACGGCAGUCCGCAUAUGAUACCUCUCGAGAGGAGGUGGACUGAGAAUCCAGCCUCUUCCCCGGCCGCAUCUCCGUCCUCACAUAUUCCAAUUAGACCACAUCGCAGCCGGACGGAAAGUAUAAUACAACGAGUUGUGCUCGACGACAAAGGCAAGACAUCAGAAGGCGCAGAGACCGCAGGCCUGUUUGAGAGAGCCAAGAGGAGAGUAUCAGUGGUCAAGGCAAUCACGAUACCAGCUUGGCAAUUCUUCCGACUAAUCCCAUGGCAUUCGCCUGCAGACGAAGAACCCCAGAACGACCUCGAGGUGGCAAAACACUUCAGUCAGCGCCCAGUUGUUGGGAUUUGUCUCAAACGAUAUAUGGUGGAUGAAAAGGGGGUGCCCAAAAGACAAAACACAUAUAUCGACAUCCCGGACAGCCUGAGGCUACCACAAUUUAUCGUGGAUCAACGACAUGUUGAAGAGAAUGGGUUGAGCCAAGAGUACAAGCUGGUAUUGCAAUCUGUCGUCUGCCACCGUGGAGAUUCGCUACACUCCGGGCACUACAUCUCAUUCUGCCGGGUGGCCCCAAAGCUACUUACGGAUAACCGGCGAUAUGAGAAUGACCCACCGCCUGAUUACGAAGAAGCGCAAUGGGUGAAGUUUGACGAUCUAGCAACCGAGAAUCGAAUAGCUCCGGUGGAUGACAUCAAACAGUCACUCAAAGAUGAGAUGCCGUAUCUUCUGUUCUAUCAAAUCGUACCCAUCGUCGAUGUAACGGCCAGUUCAACAGAUGGAACUGAAGCCGAGCCACCUUCAUAUGACGAUACUGCUCUGCAACUCAAGAUAUCGCAGGCCUCGGAACGGCCGGCCAUAUCAAGACAAGCUAGCAGCUAUUUCGACAACUUGAGCACGCUUCCCUCGGCAACUACCAGCAUCCGCUUUUCGUCAGACAUAGAGCGGCCGUCCCGGCGGAGCUUUGCUGACGACGAGGGGUUUCUCAGCGUAUCGCGCCGCGGCAGUGUGAUUAUCGACUCCGCGGGUCCGAGCCCAGGCGCCACACCCCUCGAUGGGCCAUCACCGGCCGCAACGCCUCUGGAAGAGACCACAGCCCACAGGCUCAGCAGGGCAGCUGCCAAGUUCCGCGGCAGCGGCAGCAAGAGCAGACCUCAGAGCCAGGCUGGUGAGGGACGCCUCAGCAUCACAAUGUCCCGGCUGAACGGCCUGAUUCGAACCAGCAAAGAGCCAUUGCGUGAACCAUUGCGGGACUCCACGUUUCUCGACCCGGACGAGGAGUUUGAGAUCGUCAGUACCAAGGAGGCGACCGAGAAAGACAGCGAGAAAGAGAAAGAGAAGGAGAAGGAGAAAGAGAACAGCCAGCACCACAAAAGAGGGCGGUCCAAGGCCCGCCUCGACAAGGGCAAGGGCAAGGAGAAGGCCGGGAGGGCCGGCGAAGUCCCAGAUAGAGAGUGCGUGGUUCAGUGA
Messenger RNA from Neoarthrinium moseri, 2574 nucleotides. RefSeq lists its product as uncharacterized. The transcript has 2 exons. NCBI's taxonomy places the organism in Eukaryota, Fungi, Ascomycota, Sordariomycetes, Amphisphaeriales, Apiosporaceae. Gene Ontology annotation, biological process: protein deubiquitination. Gene Ontology annotation, molecular function: cysteine-type deubiquitinase activity; cysteine-type endopeptidase activity. The record is from RefSeq and is a predicted model, not a curated record. Bases 1 to 2574 code for a protein of 857 amino acids. Gene Ontology annotation, cellular component: nucleus; cytosol.